AUGAUCGGACUUCGGGCGGCUUUCAUGCAAGGCUUCUCGACAGGCCGACCGGGGAACUCGCCUUCGGCAACAAACUGGAUGGUGCAGAUGGCCCACAAGUAUCCCGGGGAGGUAUCCAUCUACCCCGCUGGGGCAUUGACUGAUAUCGCGCUUGCGAUGCGCAUGGAUCCGCAGUUUGCGUCACUUGCCAAGGAUCUCAUGAUUAUGGGUGGAUAUGCUGGUUUGUAUUUGCCGACUGAAUCGAGUCGGAUGUGA
Penicillium verrucosum is the source of this 255-nucleotide messenger RNA. RefSeq lists its product as uncharacterized. NCBI's taxonomy places the organism in Eukaryota, Fungi, Ascomycota, Eurotiomycetes, Eurotiales, Aspergillaceae. The record is from RefSeq and is a predicted model, not a curated record. The coding region runs from base 1 to 255 and encodes 84 amino acids. The transcript has a single exon. Gene Ontology annotation, molecular function: hydrolase activity, hydrolyzing N-glycosyl compounds.